AUGGCUGACGGGGAGAGUGUCCGAGUUGCCGUUCGAGUUAGGCCUUUCAAUCAGCGUGAGAAGGACAGAGACUCAAAACUAUGCGUCAGAAUGUUGGGACCCACGACAACGGUGAUCAACCCAGAAGAUGGCAAAGAUAAGAGCUUCACGUUCGAUUUCAGCUACUGGUCCCAUGAUGGGUAUGAUAACUGUGCUGUUUCGGGGACUGAUGGUGCUACAUAUGCUGAUCAGAAGAAGGUUUUCGAUGACCUCGGACAGGGCGUUCUAAACAAUGCAUAUGAGGGAUAUAAUUCUUGCUUGUUUGCGUAUGGGCAAACGGGUGCAGGAAAAUCGUAUAGUAUGGUUGGCUAUGGUGUCAACAAAGGAAUUGUUCCAAUAUCUUGUGAUGAGAUCUUCAAGAGAAUCGAAGAGCAAAAGGCUUCAAGUCCAGACAAAUAUCAGUUUCAAGUUACGAUUCAAAUGUUGGAAAUUUAUAACGAACAGGUUCGAGAUCUAUUCUCCAAAACGAAUCCAUCUGGCGGACUCAAAGUACGCAUGAAUCCGAAAAGUGGGGUCGAAGUAGUCGGCUUGACAGAAUGGCCGGUUGGGAGCUACCAAGAGAUCGAUGAACGCAUUGAAACAGCAACCAAAAACAGGACCGUUGCGUCCACAAACAUGAAUGCCACGUCUUCUAGGGCACAUACAGUAGCCAAAAUGAAUCUUGUUGACCUUGCGGGCUCCGAACGUGCAGAGAGCACAGGAGCAACAGGAGAUCGAUUGAAAGAAGGCGCAGCGAUCAACCUUUCACUCACUAUGUUAGGAAAUGUGAUCACUGCGUUGGCUGAGAGGUCGAACAAUCCUAACAAGAAAGUUCUCAUCCCAUAUCGAGACUCGAAAUUGACUUGCAUCCUGCAAGAUGCCCUUGGUGGCAACUCAAAAACGAUCAUGGUUUGCGCUAUCUCUCCAGCAGACAUUAAUUUUGAAGAGACGGUGGGCACACUCCGAUAUGCUGAUCGAGCCAAGCAGAUCAAGAAUAAACCAAAGGUCAACAUCGAUCCAACCGAAAUGUUGAUCCAGCAGCUCAAGGAGGAGAACGAGAGAUUGAAGCAGCAGAUGGGCACUGGUGGAGGUCCACCAGGAACUGUCAUGACAGAGGAAGAGAAAGAAGCGAUGAAGAAGCAGUUGGAAGACGAAAUGGCGGCUAAAAUGGCAGAGAAUGAGAAGAUGCUGGCCGAGAUGUCCAAGAGUUGGGAGGAGAAGCUCAAGGAGGCGCAAGAGAAGGCUGCUGCCGAAGGAGGGAGCGCGCAAUCCGAGCAAAAGCGCCGCGAGACUGAGCCGCAUAUUCUCAAUAUCAACGAGGACCCAGUCUUGUCCAGGGCGAUCUGUUACUUCUUCCCUUUGGGCGAAGAGAUCAAUAUCGGAAAUCGCGACCGUCCUGGAGAGGAAGAGAUAUUGUUGGGAGGCGUCAGCAUCCGACCCGAUCAUUGUCGUGUUACAAAUACUGACGGCAAGCUGAUCAUGGGAGUACGUGAAGAGUGCAAAGUUCUGCUCAAUGGUGCUGACGUCACUGGCAAGAGCGACCUUGAACUUCAUCACAACGACAGGCUCCUUAUCGGAACCAACUACUACUUUGUUGUUGUGCACCCUUCGGAGAGGGAUACUUCACCGCCAGAAGAAGGAUGGCCUGAAGUUACGUGGGACAUGUUCCAGCGAGAGAUCGCCAAGGCACAAGGUCUCAAUGUGGAUGUGAACUGGGCGGCUAUGACAGAGGAGGAGAAGAGGAGAGCCCUCCUGAACGAUGAACUUGUACAAGUUAUGCCACGAGUACAGGAAGCUAAUGCUCUCAGUUCAGAGCUCAAGCGCGACAUCAACUUCGAAACUAAAGUCACAUCUGUUAUGCACAAGACAGAAGGGACGGUCUCAGUUGUGAUGGUCAAGGUGAUUAAUGAGGUGACGUCAGCAGAGUUCAUCUGGGAGAAAGACAAGUUCAUCAACCGGGUUUAUCUAAUGCGAGAGCUCUACUCCAAGUACCUGGAAGGCACGUUGGACCCAAGUCUAUUCAACGGCGAUCAGGAUCCUUUCUGGGAUCCGAUCGAGCCUAUGAACAUCGGAUACAGCACCAUUUACCUGAAGCCGCUG
Messenger RNA from Guillardia theta CCMP2712, 2118 nucleotides. RefSeq lists its product as hypothetical. Gene Ontology annotation, biological process: cytoskeleton-dependent intracellular transport; microtubule-based movement. Gene Ontology annotation, cellular component: microtubule; kinesin complex. Gene Ontology annotation, molecular function: microtubule motor activity; microtubule binding; ATP binding. Lineage: Eukaryota; Cryptophyceae; Pyrenomonadales; Geminigeraceae. The record is from RefSeq and is a predicted model, not a curated record. The annotation marks the transcript as partial. The transcript has 25 exons.